GUAGGUGCUCAUUUUCUUGCCUACUGAGCAGCGAGCUAUUGACCAUGUCUCCUCUGAUGGUGAUGCUCCUACUCGCCGUAACAAUGGCGCCCUGCGUUCUUGUCGCUCGAGGCAGCGGCAGCGCGUCCCACCCGGCGUACGCAGACGCCGCCGGCACCUGCGGUCCCGGCGGCGCUGCCGCCGAAGCGGCGGAGGUGCGGCUGGAGGAGUACGGCGGCUGGCGCAUCGUGGACAUCACGCACGCUUACCGGCCGGAGCUGCCGGCACCGGGGCGGGACGGGCUGGGUCCGGUGACUCGGCUCACGGAGUCGAUGGCGAAUGGAUCCAUCAACAACGUGUCGGAGCUGCGCAUGGUGGUGCACGCCGGGACCCAUGUCGACGCGCCGGGGCACAUGGUCCAGGAACACUUCGAAGCCGGCCUGGACGUCGACAAGCUCGACCUCGACGUCCUCAAUGGGCUUGCAUUGCUCAUUGAUGUUCCGAGAGACACGAAUAUAACAGCUCAAGCAAUGGAAUCCCUAAAUAUCCCAAAAGGAAUUCGUCGAGUUCUUUUCAGGACACUUAACACUGACAGGAAGCUGAUGUGGACAAAGACAAUUGACACGAGUUUUGUUGGAUUUACAGAGGAUGGUGCACGGUGGUUAGCUGACAACACUGACAUCAAGCUAGUUGGGGUUGACUAUCUAUCAGUUGCGGCAUUUGAUCACUUGAUCCCAGCCCAUUUGGUCUUUUUGAAUAGCCCGGACAUAAUCCCAAUAGAAGGUCUGAAACUAGAUCAUGUGAAGGCUGGAAUAUACAUGUUGCAUUGCUUACCUCUCAGACUGGUUGGAUCCGAUGGCUCACCAAUCAGGUGCAUCCUUAUCAAGUGAUCACUCGCUGCUACUGCUGAAGGUGACCUUGUAUCAUGCCAGCUGAUACUAUAUCCUGGUUAUGUCCUGGUACACAGCCACCUCCUUAUGAAAGAAUAUGAUGCAUGACAUGUUGAUAUAUUUGUGCGCUCAAUAAGGAAACAACAAUAUUUCCAUCGAUACAAUGUAACUAUGGAUAAGUACGUGUUGUAAGAAAGACUUACAGUGAUUCACCUGGGAAGCAAUGGCCAUUACUGGCAAAAUCUACAAUGUGUUGCCGGCAUUAUGAUAAUAUGUAAUACAUGCUAUGUCUGCAAUUCUGUGUUACCGGCAAUAUCAAUAAUUACUGAUGCAGAUGCA
Phragmites australis (common reed) is the source of this 1208-nucleotide messenger RNA. Its product is annotated as cyclase-like protein 1. The record is from RefSeq and is a predicted model, not a curated record. Lineage: Eukaryota; Viridiplantae; Streptophyta; Magnoliopsida; Poales; Poaceae. The transcript has 6 exons. Bases 45 to 869 code for a protein of 274 amino acids. Gene Ontology annotation, molecular function: arylformamidase activity.